Molecule: messenger RNA, 627 nt
Organism: Nezara viridula (southern green stink bug)
Lineage: Eukaryota; Metazoa; Arthropoda; Insecta; Hemiptera; Pentatomidae
Source: the annotation of a GenBank genome assembly
UCAAUUAUCUGUAAGAUUUAAGACAUCUAAGGAUAAAAAACACAUUACUAAAAGUGAAACGGUUGAUAUGAUAACCGUUUUAUGGCAAUGAAGGAUCACCUGUCUCUUAUCUUCCUCCUCGUUUUCAUCGCAGCCAUUUCUGGGCAACCCCAGAAUGCGGAACCAUUAUCAAAUGAGGAUGAUUGGGUUCAGAAAGAAGUACAUGAGGUGAAACAAAUUCUGGAAGGCGAAGUGGACAAUGUACAGCAGAUGUUCAAGGUUAAAAUCGAGGAAGUUGGGGGCAAAUUGCGAAACUUCUACCAGAAUCAUAUAGGAAAUUCUUCUGCCGCCUCAGAUUAUUUUAAGAAAAUAGUACAACAAAUUCCACAUCCAGUACACCAGGUUUUUCAAUCUCUUGUGGAUCGAGGUCCUCAGUGUCGCCUUCUUCGUUCACUGAAACGACUAGAAACCGCCCGACGUUUUCGACUACUGCAGCACUUACUAGACAAACGCUCUAAACAUCCAACUAUUUACAAAAGACUCAUAUAUAUUACUAUAAUAAGGCCUAUUUGGACUUAUGGGAUCGAGCUUUGGGGCUAUACUAACCAUCAAAUUCUUUUCCAUAUAUACCAUAUGUUUCUGAUUUAG